Trifolium pratense (red clover) is the source of this 1768-nucleotide messenger RNA. Its product is annotated as arginine/serine-rich coiled-coil protein 2. Lineage: Eukaryota; Viridiplantae; Streptophyta; Magnoliopsida; Fabales; Fabaceae. The record is from RefSeq and is a predicted model, not a curated record. The transcript is spliced from 7 exons. Bases 187 to 1506 code for a protein of 439 amino acids.
GACAGUAUAUGUAAAAAAUCCUUCGUUCAAACGACAAACAGAAGAGGGAAGAAUCAAUUGAGCGAGCGAGGGUUUCAUUUCUUCUCCUCCACCCUAUGAAUCAAUCAUCCACACCCUGAAUUCAAAUUCCCAAAUCUCUCAUUCCUACUCCUACUGUUUGUUUACAUACAGGGUUGGUAUAGCAGGAUGGAUUCAAACUCGCAGUCUCCACAUCACCGUGACGACGAUUCUGAUACCAAAAACGCAUUUCGCAAGCCUUCUGGGGAGCCAGCUAAUAGGAAUUAUCGCCGCCGAUCACCUAUUCACGCCUCAUCAUCACCUACUGAUGGUAGUCCCAGGCGUGAACACAGCUCAAGUCCAUAUCCACCAAGGGAAGAUUCUGUCAGAGUCUCUCACCAUCAUUCAAGGAAGUAUGAUGGCAGGGAACAAGACCAAAAAUACGGCGGAAAUCGCUAUGGCAGAAGCACUGAUUCUCUUAGACAUUCUGACAGACAGUCAUCCCGCAGCUCCUAUGGUCACUCUAGGCAUGACAAGUACGCUGAUGAAGAUAGAAAACAUGAGAGAUUCUCAUCACGUUCUGGACGUGAUCAUAUGAGAGAAGAGAGUGAUAGCAGGUCAAAAGACUACAGGCGUAGUAUGGACAAAUAUUCACGUGAAAAAUAUGAAAGGUCUGAUUAUAAAAGCAACGAGAAAGUUAGUGAAACUUAUUCGCAGCAUCGGAAAUAUAAAGAUAUGGAUUCUUCAUGUGACAGGUCUGGAUCCGACAAGAGGUGUUCGACAUAUGAGGAGGUGGAGAAGGAGAGGCGUACAAGGGACGGGGAUGGUCGUGAUGAAAGAAAGAAUUCUCAAAGAAAUUCUGGAGAACACAAAAGUGACCGUGCAGUUUCAUAUUCAGAGUCUAGGAGCCAAAAAGAUGACAUUGAGAUUAGUAAGAACAAGGACCGAAGCUCUAGAAAGGUAGGCGAGGUAUUUGGUGUUGAAGAUAAGGAAUCUUCUGGAAAGAAGCCAAAGUUGUUUGGUGCUGACAAGGAUGACAAUUCUGGAAAAGAUGAUGAAAGGAAGACUUCAGGUUCAAAGUUUCCUCAUGAGAGCAGGCCAGAUUUAGCGGCUGCCAAGACCAGUGGUUUUGAUAAUGGCAACAAUCUAGAUGCUGCCAAAGUGGCAGCCAUGAGAGCUGCUGAAUUAGUUAACAAGAACUUAGUAGGGGCUAAUUCCUUGACUACGGACCAAAAGAAGAAACUGUUGUGGGGCAGCAAAAAGAGUACACCCACCGAAGAGUCUGGCCACCGCUGGGAUAUGGCAAUGUUUGAUCGCGAGCGACAAGAGAAAUUCAAUAAACUCAUGGGUGUGAAAGGAGAAGCCAAAGUGGAGCAGAACUCGGACAAUCAAAAUGACAACGACACAGUCCGUGCCGAGAAGCAGAAGGAACUCCAGCUGGAACUUGAGAAACAGUACACUGCAGGUCUUCGACGAAGAGAUGGCCGCACAGUUGGAUUAGGUCUUUAAUCAUUCACUAGUGGAAUUUUGCAUCCUUUUGACUUUUGUAGUAAGUUUGAGUGUACUAUCAUUGAUUAGGAGGAAUGUUUGUUACAUGUUUGGGAGUUUAUGACGUGUAUGUAUGAUCUUAUGUAUGAUCUGAUGCUUAGAGGAACUUAUCAUGGCCGUACAAUUUAAAUGAGACGGUUUGAUGCUACAAUGGAACCAGUAGCGUUAUGUGAAAACAUGACAGUGAUAUCAACUCAAACAAAUUAGAAAUUUUGAAGUACUA